CUUAACAUUUUAUUUUAAAGAUUUAUUUAUUAUAUGUAAGUACACUGUAGCUAUCUUGAAACACACCAGAAGAGGGCAUCAGAUCUCAUUACAGAUGGUUGUGAGCCACCAUGUGGUUGCUGGGAUUUGAACUCAGGACCUCUGGAAGAGCAGUCAGUGCUCUUAAACACUGGGCCAUCUUUCCAGCCCCGGCUUAAAAUUUUUAAACCUUAACGUUAUCUCCUGUGGCAUGCCUCCUCCAACAAGGCCACACCUCCUAGUCCUUCCCAAUAAGUUCUACUCUCUGGGGACCAAGCAUUCAAAACUAUGAGCCUAUAGGGGCUAUUCUCUUUCAAAUUACCGUGCUUUCCUUACUAUCCAUAUAGAAUAGCUGUUUAUUGAGCAUUUGCUGAUUGCCAAGCACACGUCACCAUGGACUCUGCAUAACUUCUUCCUAAAUCUUUUAAUAGCUAUGCGAGGACAGGUGGGGUGGAGCCUAAGCUUUCAAAGGUUAAUAACCUUUUAGAGAAGCAUGGUAGUAUGUACCUAUAAGCUCAGCAUAUAGAAUGCAGAGGCAGGAGGAUCACAAGUUUGAACUCAACCUGAUCUAUAAAGAAAACCCCAGACUAACCUGGGCCACAGAAUUAAGAUCGUGUUUCAAAGGCAAAAACAAAACAACCAAGGAAUGAGCAGAAAGGGGUGAGAACUAGGAUCACAGAGAGGAGGAGGCACUGCAGAAUUGACCCGUGUUUGCUAGUUUGUUCUCCCUACCACUCUUCAGUGAAGAAAAGUCAACUCUUUAGUUGGAUUUCAUAAGAGCGAGCUUAUGCAGAAUUCUCUAGAGAACGGACUAAUGUUCUGAUAAGAAAUCUUAUCAGAAGCCAGGGUUAACUGUUCUACUGGGCUUGGCCCUAUACCUUUUUUCUCUUUUAUAGAUAGGGCCUCACUCUGUUGCUCUAGAUGUGUGGACCGUGUUGGCCUCGAAUUCACAAAGAUAUGCCUGCCUCUGCCUCUCAAGGGCUGGAAUUAAGGAUGUGGGCUGCCAUGGUCAUAGCAGGCCAGUCCUUAAGUUUCUGAAAUACAAUCAGUGUGUAGUUCAGACUGACAUUCUGCUUGCAAUUCUUCUGAUGCAGCCUACUAGGUACUGGCAUUGCAGGGGCUUUAGUUGUUUUUGGCAUAUGAUGACAUCAUUAUAAUUAUUUAGUUCCAGUAAGCCCUGACAUCAAAACUGUUGGGAGUCUCUCCUCUAGCAUUAAUGUCUUGGAAUCAGAGAGGUCCUCGAAUUUCCUAAAAUCUCCCAAACUUAAGCACACAUAACGUGGAGUUUAUGCUUCAAAAUUCUCUUCAUACUAGUAUUCAAUUAUGUAAAAAGUAUAACCCAGUGGUGAUAUAACUGACAGGUACUAGCUGUGCAAGGGUGACUACCUGAGUUCAUUCCUGGAACCCUGGAGAGCACUCACUCAAGUUGUCCGAUUUCCACAAAUAUCACAAUGACAGGAGCACCUGCGCCCACCCACAUGGCCCCACAACAAUGUUUAAUGGGAAAGUGUUACAUUUUAGGCAAUGUCAAUAUGACUGGGAAAGAUUCAGAUAGUUAUGGUCUCCAAGCAGCUAGUGGUAUACACACGUGUUGUCGACCUACUAACUGCAAGUCUAAGUGGCUGGCAUCAGGAGAGUUCCAUGUGUACAGUCUAUUUAAGCUCAGCAUUUGUAACUGACCACAUGAGCCAUCUGUAACUGCUUGUGAAUCAUGUUACAGUUACCCCACUGCCAUUUACCAACAUUUGUCAUGUGGCAGAAUGUUUGGUGUAGGAAAGCUGACACAUAAUAGCUUUGAUGUUUCAAUAAGUCAACUUUAGACACUAGGCUGUAGGUGUGUCCCAUUGGUACGGAGUCUCCGCAAAAAAACAUGGCUGAUGACUUCAUUAUAAAAACCUUUCAUCCCAAGUUUCCUGUGUGUAGGUAGAAUUAUUUGUUAUCUCCAAGGUAACUUGGCCCCACUGUUGUUAUGAGACAGGAUGAGGGGAUAAGGGGUCAAAAGAGGUGAGGACAGAAGUGGAAGAAGGUGAAAAACAACCGGGGGGGUGGGGUAGGUGACACUUUAUCAGGGAAGUGGUUCACCAAGUAGAGGCUGAGCUGAGCUCUUCUUACUGGACGCCAUCGAGCCACCUGUCAGAAAGGAGGAGUCUGAAGGAAACUGAGAUCUGGAAACUGAGAUCUGCAAAUACGAAAGAACAGGCCAAAAACUGUGAGGCCCCAGUUGUCCGCGAGGGGCCAGGCUAGACCUAGAGGGAAGCUCACGUGGUCUCCGGAGCACCGCGGGGGAGGGGGGCGGCUGCAGCGGGGAGGACACCAGCGCGCGCUCCUCCCCAGCCUUUCAGCUCCUCCCUCCGGGCACGUGACGCCACCGUCCACUCUCGGUGGCACAGCGCUCUGUUGCUGCCCUCCCGCCGCGGCGCCCUUCUUCUCCCGGUCCCGUCCCGCCGCCUCCCCCACUCUUCCCACACGCGCCAAUCACCGCUCGAGCUCGCGAGCGCCCGCCCCACCACUCUACUUCUCGCUCUCCCAUUGGCUAGAACCUCAAGGACGUGUCCCGAGGGCGGGCGGCAACCAUUGGUGGGCCGAACCAGCCGAGUUCCCGGAUGAGGGAACAUUCUGCAGUAUAAAGGGCGCGAGGAAGGCGGGAGAAGGCGCAGUUUGAAUCGCGGUACGCCGGAGGAGUGGGCGCCGGGAUCUCGCUGAGCGUCCCCCUGGCCUCGUCUCUUCCUCGCUUGUCCGAGCUUCAGCACAGUCCGAGAUGGCUGGCGGUAAGGCUGGAAAGGACUCCGGAAAGGCCAAGACAAAGGCGGUUUCCCGCUCCCAGCGAGCGGGCUUGCAGUUCCCUGUGGGCCGUAUUCAUCGACACCUGAAAUCUAGGACAACAAGCCACGGACGUGUGGGCGCGACCGCAGCUGUGUACAGCGCAGCCAUCCUGGAGUACCUCACCGCAGAGGUACUUGAGUUGGCAGGAAAUGCAUCAAAAGACUUGAAGGUAAAGCGUAUUACCCCUCGUCACUUGCAACUUGCUAUCCGCGGAGAUGAAGAGUUGGACUCUCUGAUCAAGGCUACGAUUGCUGGUGGUGGUAUGUCAUCCCUAAACUCACUACAUUCUAUUUUGCAAGAAAAUUCAUAUUUCCCUUGCUUCCAGGAGAGAAUAUUUUGGGACAGGGCGGUUUUACGAAAUGUGAUUUACACUUAGAUUUUCAUUUUCCUUUACAUCCCUCGGGUUUUCACUUGUUUUAUGUUUUCAGAAGACUGACUUUGAAUUAUAGAGUUACCUGCUUUUAUUUCAUGGACUGUUUAUACGAAUGUUUAUACAAAAGGUAGAACUAAUCCUUGUCCUUCUCCUAGGUGUCAUCCCACACAUCCACAAAUCACUGAUUGGGAAGAAAGGACAACAGAAGACUGUCUAAGGAUGCCUGGAUUCCUUACUAUCUCAGGACUCUAAAUACUCUUAACAGCUGUCCAGUGUUGGUGAUUCCAGUGGACUGUAUCUCUGUGAAAAACACAAUUUUGCCUUUUUGUAAUUCUAUUUGAGCAAGUUGGAGGCUUAAUUAGCCUUCCAACCAACCAAAUUUCUGCAUUCGAGUCUUAACCAUAUUUAAGUGUUACUGUGGCUUCAAAGAAGCUAUUGAAUCUGAAGUGGUGGGUUUUGAUUGAGUUGACUGUUUUUAAAAAACUGUUUGGAUUUUAAUUGUGAUGCAGAAGUUAUAGUAACAAACAUUUGGUUUUGUACAGACAUUAUUUCCACUCUGGUGGAUAAGCUCAAUAAAGGUCAGAUCCCAAACUA
Rattus norvegicus (Norway rat) is the source of this 3808-nucleotide messenger RNA. NCBI's taxonomy places the organism in Eukaryota, Metazoa, Chordata, Mammalia, Rodentia, Muridae. The record is from RefSeq and is a predicted model, not a curated record.